Ctenopharyngodon idella (grass carp) is the source of this 4211-nucleotide messenger RNA. It is a transcript of the gene nme9, whose product is annotated as NME/NM23 family member 9. Gene Ontology annotation, molecular function: nucleoside diphosphate kinase activity. The coding region runs from base 714 to 2933 and encodes 739 amino acids. The transcript is spliced from 20 exons. Gene Ontology annotation, biological process: GTP biosynthetic process; UTP biosynthetic process; CTP biosynthetic process. NCBI's taxonomy places the organism in Eukaryota, Metazoa, Chordata, Actinopteri, Cypriniformes, Xenocyprididae. The record is from RefSeq and is a predicted model, not a curated record.
UUAUAACGAUAACGUUGGAAUAACGAUUUUAUCCAGCGGAUGAACGAUAAAAUCAUUGACAGCCAAUCAGAAUCCAUCCUGCUGUAACGAGCUCGAGCAUUUAAAGUGACAGACAUGCACGCGCUUAUAAACAGAACGAUAUCGUCCGCUGUUCUUGCUGUGAACGGGCCUGUCUUUAUUAUUAUUUCCUGCCGAACAUGAUGGAUAUAGACACAUGGAGGUUGAUAUGUCUGGAAUCUGCAGCAUUUGCUGUUAUUGAAGCAGAAUCUGUUCCCUGGAGGCCUUUGAUAAACACUUCAUUAUGUUUUCUGUCAUCUGCGCUGUUUUCUGACCCGCACCACUAACAUCACAAACCGGUUUUUGGUGUUUGGACAUACAUAAUAUAAAUAUAAAUACAUAAACAUUCAGCACCAUCAAAGCACUUCUUUGUAAGUGAUACAAGAUGAGUUGGUUGUCGUUCCCUGACUAUGAGAAUAACAAAUAAAACCUGCAAUGCGCACACCGUCCAGCAGAUGGCGCAGGAGGAACGGUUAAUAAAUGGUUGCUGAGCGACAAGGACGCAAAACAGUCCGUGCUGCGCAUGCGCUGAUACUUAGGGACGCUGAAACUUUUUGGAAAUAAAAAUAACAAAUUAGUGAUCACAUCAUUACCAUCGCUUGGAAUAAUUGGAGAAGCUUGUAGUUAUUUUUUUUAACCCUUAAAAAGGCAUUUCUAUGGCUGCUAAAAAGAAGGAGAUUAGUUUACAGGUAAAUAUCAAUAAUGACGAUCAAUGGAGUGAAGUUCUGGCAACGAAAGGGUUAAUAGUGGUUGAUGUGUACCAGCAGUGGUGUGGACCCUGCCGAGCCGUCGUCAGUCUCUUUAGAAAGAUCAAGAAUGAGCUGGGAGACGAGCUGCUGCAUUUUGCCACGGCUGAGGCUGAUGGGAUUGAAGCUCUGGAGAAGUACAGAGGAAAGUGUGAGCCCACCUUUCUGUUUUAUGCGGGUGGGCAGCUUGUGUCAGUUCUACGGGGGCCAAACGCUCCUCUCCUGCAGAGGACGAUACAGGAAGAGCUGAGCAAAGAGAAGAGCGUCCUAGAACACGGGGCAGAACGCAGGGCGGUGAAAGAUGAAGGUUUAACUGAAGAGGUGAAUGAUGACAUUGAGGAUCACCCACAUGAUGAAGAUGUGAAUGUUCCUGCUGUCCAGUCAUACACAGUGGCAAUAAUAAAGCCGGAUGUGGUGGCACACGGCAAAGCAGAUGAGAUUAUUAUGAAGAUUCAGGACGCAGGGUUUGUGAUUUUAGCCCACGAGGAGAGAACGCUGAGUGAAGCAGAAGCUGAAGACUUCUAUCAACACAAAGCAGCAGAGCCUUACUUUCAGGAACUCAUCCAAUUUAUGUCGAGCGGCCCGUCGCAUGUCCUGGUCAUUUCUAAGAUGGAGGGCUGUGAGGACGUCAUCCCAGCCUGGCGGGAAUUCAUCGGUCCACCGGAUAUCGAAGAGGCCAGGGAGAAGCAGCCAGAGAGCUUGCGGGCUCAGUACGGUACCGAGACCCUUUUGAAUGCCUUACAUGGCAGCUCUGACAGCGAGCAGGCCAGCAGGGAGCUGGCUUUCUUCUUCCCGAACUUCAGGAUGGCGAUGGCGGACUCGAGCUCGGAGCGGGCCGGGCCGGAACAGGAGCAUGUGGAGAGGACGCUGGCGCUCAUCCGCCCAGACGCUGCCAGGGAAAACAGAGAGGAGAUUCUGGGCAGGAUCCAUGAAGCCGGUUUCAAAGUGGCCAUGCAGAAAGAGGUCAUGCUGUCUGAGGAUCAGGUCAGACAGUUCUACAGCUCUCAUCUGGAGCAGGAAUACUUCCCCAGUUUGCUCCAGAGCAUGACCAGCGGGCCUGUGUUAGCAUUAGCUCUAGUAAAAGAAGGAGCCAUGGAACACUGGAGAAACAUCCUGGGACCCAAAGACCCCAUCAAGGCUAAAAAUGAAGAACCUAACAGUUUGCGAGCUCAGUUCAGUAAUGGGAACUCCAGUAUUAACCAGCUGCACGGCAGCAGAAGCUCAGAGGAGGCGGAGAUGGAGAUCAGCUUCUUCUUCCCACCAGAGGACACACUCGCAAUCAUUAAACCCAACACCGAAUGCAAAGAGGAAAUCCUGGAGGAGAUUCAGGCCAGAGGAUUCACCAUUUCCCGUCUGAAGGACACGGUUCUGUCCAGAGAGAUAGCAGAAGAGUUUUAUAAAGAACACCGGGACAAAUCCUUCUUCAGCCAGCUGGUGGAUUACAUGUGUCGCGGCCCAUGUACAGUGAUGAUUCUGACGAAGGAGAACGCAGUGGAGGAGUGGAGGGCGGCCAUGGGCCCGACGGACCCCAACAAGGCCAGAGAAACGGCCCCAGAUUCUCUGAGAGCGCGCUUUGCUAAAGACAUUCUGGAGAACGCCGUCCACGGAUCCUCCAACACGGAGCACGCACACCAGAAGAUAAAGUUCAUCUUUGGAGACAUCGGAUCCGAGAGUGAGAUCAUCGACGGCGAUGCUUCACCUCCGUUAGAAACAGAGGAGAGCUUCGCGGAGCUCAAGAAUCUACAAGCUUCAAGAUCUCCGUCGUUUGAUGACUCGAGGAACCAGAGAGAGCAGAGCACUACAGAAGAUGCUGAAGAGAUCAACCCUGAGCCGACAGAGAGUCACGCAGCAUCAUCUGAUGAGACCGACGCACUAGAGACGCCCGCCUCCAGUCAGCAGGACGCAGAAGGUGCUGAAGAGAUCAACCCUGAGCCGACAGAGAGUCACACAGCAUCAUCUGAUGAGACCGACGCACUAGAGACGCCCGCCUCCAGUCAGCAGGACGCAGAAGGUGCUGAAGAGAUCAACCCUGAGCCGACAGAGAGUCACACAGCAUCAUCUGAUGAGACCGACGCACUAGAGACGCCCGCCUCCAGUCAGCAGGACGCAGGUCUGGAUUUGAAUGACUAGUAAUGUACAAGUCAACAAGUUUAUACACGGAUUCUUCAGACAUGUUUUGGGAACAUCAAUCAAAAUUUUUCAGACUGAACCAGCCAAUGCACAUGUGCAGUCCUAAGCGUACGUCUAGCAACCGGAGCUUCUAACAGCCGCUGCAGUGACUCAAUGACUUUACCAAUUGGCGAUUGGCUCUUUUAUUUAGAAGGCGGGACUUAUUUUGCCAUAUUGUGCGUUGCACUUUCUCCCAUUCAUAGUAAUAGGAGUGCAACUUUUUUUUUUUUUUUUAUAUCUAAAGUCUUUAAUGAUAUUUAACACGUCCGUAAUAUUGCUGCAGAAAGAUUAGUGCUUUUGGGGUUAUUCAUGGUGUGCUGUAGUUGUUUGUUGAUGCUUUUACACUUUUAAAUUUCCUUUUAAUGUUCGAUGGUUGAAGGGUGAGUACAAUAAUGUCAUCUAAUGUACCAUGUUUUUGAAAAUGCUUAUUAUUGCGUUCAUAGAGUGAAACUUUCACUGAUUGUUUACAGUUUAACAGAAGUUACUCCUAUAAUUUGUGCAAAGCGUCAUGGGAUGUAGGAAAAAGGUGGAUAUAUCUUGAUAAUAAAUAAAAAUAUAUUUACUUAUAUAGGCAUAUUUAUUUAUAUAGCAUGUUUUAGAACUUUAUUUAACAAAUGCCUAAAUUUUAUGUGAGGUUAGUUCAUCUUUCAGCGAGAAAUAGUGUUUAAUUUAUGAACUUUUAUUUUGAAAUGUAAGUCAAUGACAUUUGGAGGAAGUGAAGGUCUUUGUGUGUGGAGAAUCCACCCCUUUUAGAGGUACUGCCUAUUUUUGGAGUUCACGCCCAUUUUUGGAGUUCUGUAUGACCUGUGAUUGCAUAUAGAGAAUUAGUUCGUGAAUAAAUAAUAACAGAAGAACUUUCCUUUGGUUCAGGUUUUCCCAAAUGGGGGUUAGUAAGUUGAUGAAAAGCGAAUUAUUAAUUACAUCAAAUGUGUAUUUAAAAUGAAAAAAAAAAAAAAAAUGAGGCUGCACAAUUAAAAUACAUUUUUUUUUUAAAUCUGCUGCACUGCAUGUUUCAGAGUGAAGCACAGCACUGUGUUCAUUUACACGCAUGCAGUUUAUAAUAGUGUUUUUAGAGCGACUCGAUUCACAGAAAAUGUCUAGCUUCACUUUAUUUACAUUCAUAUCUUUUCCAACAUUUAUGUGGACAGAAGUUUACAGUAUUUCACUAGCAAAAAUAAAAGCUUGAGGACUUAGUAUUGUAACUUCAGGUGAAAAGUCACAUGUAAACACAAAAGUCAG